AUGACAACAGUUCCUCACGGAGGAAAAGACUCGAAAGUGAAAUGGAUUAGGCUUUCGGGCCGGGAAUGCUUGCGAGUACAACCUAUCGUGGUGGAGUUGUACAUACAGAGACAGACUACCAUGCACGUUGGCCAGACUCUUGGCAGCACUCCAAACACUGCGCACGUUCUAUCCCCCGGCUUUGGCCCAUGA
Podospora pseudocomata is the source of this 192-nucleotide messenger RNA. RefSeq lists its product as uncharacterized. The coding region runs from base 1 to 192 and encodes 63 amino acids. The record is from RefSeq and is a predicted model, not a curated record. The transcript is spliced from 2 exons. Lineage: Eukaryota; Fungi; Ascomycota; Sordariomycetes; Sordariales; Podosporaceae.